UUUCCAAGGAAUCUAUGAGCCACUUGCGGCGAAGGUUGGCCUGUUGUAGUUCCUGUCAUGUUGAUUCUAAACCUCUAAAUAUCACUGAUUGUGUUGACAGAUUAAGGGGUCAUCUCAAAGGUAUUGUACCGUAUGACAAAUAAAAUAAUAAAUCUCUGAAGCAGGCUGGUUUAGCUUCACUUUGCCCAUUCCGCCCUUUUAAGGGAAAGAGAGAGGAGGGGAUGAUUCCAAUUCAGUUUUGGCCGCUGACUUUUAACCAUUAUGAAUUAGAACUCAGCACCGUUCAAAGACAGUCGGACAGACGUCUACGACGACGACGACAAGGAUGGUGGACCGAUCAAAACGAGUAUACUAAGCAGACAGGAAAGACAGCUGAUCGAUCCUCGUAACGCCGGAAGUGACAGAAUAUCGAGUAGAGCUACCUUUAGACAGACGCCUCAAUGGACUCAAGGGGAGAGAUCGACGAGCGGGCGAUAGAAAGUGACGAUAUCGAAACUCAACACUUUGAGGAAGGAGAGAGAAUUGAAAAAUCUAGAACAUCGGCAGAAACCUCCCAGUACAACAAUCCAGUAGACCAUGGUUGGGCAUGGAUGGUACUUUUAGGGUGUUUUGGAAUCAGCGUCCUUAUUUUAGGGGGUUUGAAAUCUUUUGGCGUAAUCUAUGUGGAAUUGGCCAAGAAAUUCCAGGUUUCCAACCAAGCCCUGUCCAGCAUUCAGUCUUUGACCGGAUUCUUUUUCCUUUUCUUAGCUCCUCUUAGUAAUGCUUUGAGUACCAGAUUUACUCAUAGAGUGGUGAUAUUUACUGGCGGGAUAAUUACCAGCUGCGGCCUGAUAUUGUCAUCACAAGCGCCCUCUGUCACCGUGUUGUAUUUCACUUAUGGUCUUAUAACAGGUAUCGGAUAUAGUUUAUGCUUUUCAUCAACAAUGGUUAUGGUAGCCAAUUACUUCGCGAAAUACCGUUCAUUCGCAACAGGAUUUGCCCUAUCUGGUGGCGGAUUUGGGUCCAUGACUUUGCCUUACCUCAUCCGGUACUUCAUCAAUCAGUACGGACUUGAAGGCGCCAUGAUUAUACACGCAGGAAUGAUGAGUAAUAUUUGUGUUUUUGCCAUGCUUCUCCGUCCUUUUACUAACUAUCCCCUGAGGAAAACACAUGAUAUCUGCAUCCAAGAAGAUAAUAUAAUGGAAUUAGAUUCGCUCAUACCUCGUGGUGAAUCUGCAGAUAAUGGUAAAGGCAGCAGCAUCGAAAACACGACCGUAUCCCCACACCAUCCUAACAGUGGUCUAGUGAACCCGAGUAAGCUCCAUCCUGACGACCAGACCGAAAGCGACUUGCACCUCUCCAAAGAGAGUGUUAAUGUUAUAGCCAAGAAGAACAAUUUUCUACAUGAAAUUAAUUGGAAACUUUUUCUAAGCCCUGUUUUCAUUGUUUUUUUCGCAGUCAUAUUUUUUGCAAUGAUUAGCUACCAUAGUUUAUUUAACAUAGUUCCUCCAUAUGCUGAUGAGCUAGGAUUAUCGGGUGAGGAUGGGGCACGGAUUUUAUCAAUAUUUGGAGCAACAGACCUAAUAGGACGAAUAGCAUUCGGUGUAUUAAUGGAUAUAUUCCCAAAUCCAAAACACCAUCACAUUAUCUUCACCACGUGUGUUGCUGUUUCUACUGUCGGAGUGAUCCUGACGUCAUUUUUUCAAUCUCUGCUAAGUAUUUCCCUAUUUAUGGCAUCUUAUGGUUGUUUUACUGGAGGAUACAACGGAACCGAUGUGGUAGUACUUGUUGAUAAAGUUGGCCUGAAAGUGUUGCCAAGUGCUUGGGGAUUUAUCUGCUUAUCGGCUUCCAUUGCCAUGCUAAUCAACCCUUGGGCAUCAGGUCUCAUAAAGGAUGGUACUGGAACAUGGGCCAAUGCCUUUCGGUUUACAGGGUCCAUGUCAGUCAUCGCAGUGAUCCUGUUGUUGAUAUUGCCUUGUAUAGAGAGAAGAUACAACCGGAGGAACACGGCUCGUGUUUAAUCAGCAUGAUACUACUGUUUAAGUUGCCUUGUAUAGAGAAAAAAUACAACCGGAGGAACACGGCUCGUGUUUAAUCAGCAUGAUACUACUGUUUAAGUUGCCUUGUAUAGAGACAAAAAUACAACCGGAGGAACACGGCUCAUGUUUAAUCAGCUUGAAUAGAGAGAUGAAACUAAAGGAGAAAGUCUAGUAAGGAUCCUAAUCUCUGCUCCGUCUCACUCAGUGUACGAUGAAUCUUCGAAAUUGCUUAAUCCGGUGGCCCUACAUGGGAUCAUUAUACAAUUUGACGUGGGUGGAGGAUGUUAUGAUUUGACUCCAUCACAUUUGAUGCGUUUGAUUCGUCACUCUAACACAACAGGCGGUCGUGUAACGCUGAUAUCAAACUAUAGUGUCACCUGUUAUCUUGCAGUUUACACAAUGACUCUAAUGGCGCUCUCCGGAUUAUUUCAUUUGUUUAAGUGAGUUGAUGUGGUGUUAUUGUUUUUGCAAAUAAAGUUUGAUUUUAAUAA
Messenger RNA from Ylistrum balloti, 2509 nucleotides. RefSeq names its product monocarboxylate transporter 12-like. The record is from RefSeq and is a predicted model, not a curated record. NCBI's taxonomy places the organism in Eukaryota, Metazoa, Mollusca, Bivalvia, Pectinida, Pectinidae. Bases 441 to 2000 code for a protein of 519 amino acids. The transcript is spliced from 6 exons. Gene Ontology annotation, molecular function: monocarboxylic acid transmembrane transporter activity. Gene Ontology annotation, biological process: monocarboxylic acid transport; transmembrane transport.